AAUGACUGCAGAAAGAGAGGAAAUUUUGGGGAUUGUAAAGAUGGCGGAGACAAGAGCAAGAGAAAAAAUGAAAAAAAAAGAAAAAAAAGAAAAAAAACAAGAAAUCAAAAAAACAAAAAAAAGGAAGGCGAGUCCAACAUCGUCUUCGGAGACAGAAACAGCUACUGACAGUGAAACUUCUACCUCUGAGUCUGAGACUCAACAAGACUCAGAGGAUUCAGCAAGAAAACACCCCAUCAAAAAGGGGAAAAAAAUGGACUCCAGAAAAAGAAAGCAGAGGCAAGAGGAGCCAGAUUCUGAUUCAGAAUCUGAAUAUGAACAAAGUGAUGAGAGCGAAGAAUCAUCACCUGCAGAGAAGGAGAAGGAGAAGAAAAAAACAAAAACAACACCAAAAAAGUAA
Arachis ipaensis is the source of this 400-nucleotide messenger RNA. The record is from RefSeq and is a predicted model, not a curated record. Lineage: Eukaryota; Viridiplantae; Streptophyta; Magnoliopsida; Fabales; Fabaceae.